UCUCGCCCUCCUUGUCAGCCAAUAGAAUUAACGCGUUUUACACUGUCGCCGUUUCGCUGUUGUCAUUUUCCCGAAACUAUGUCCAAAGAAGGGAUUUGUAUAUUGUAUCGCGAGUGUUGAACCCCCGCCACGAUGAGCGGCCCCUGCAGAGAAGUCAUCACCCUUCAGCUCGGACACUAUUCAAACUUUGUGGGGACGCACUGGUGGAACUUACAGGAUGCCUCGCUAUCGUAUGACCCAGAGGGGCCGCUGGGCGAGAUACAGAGCGAUGUCGUGUUUCGUGAAGGACAUACUUCUGGCGGAGACGUCACCUACACCCCUCGCCUCAUCGCCAUGGAUGUCAAAGGAAGUCUCCGGACUCUGCGGCAGGAGGGACGUCUGUAUGAUGCAGGCAAAGACAUGUCUGCUGUCACUUGGGAGGGAAGCCUCAUGAUGCAUGAAGAAAGUCCCCCUGAAAAGAACUCCUUUCUUGAAGAUCUGGACAAGUUGGAUAAGGGAGAGAUACUCGCCGGGGCGGAUUUGUCCUUCAGCUCCCGGCUUCAGCGCUCAGCAGGUUCAGCGAGUGUGGACACGGUGAACAGUCGGCUGGCUCAAGUCCAAAAGGGCUACGGGCUGGAGGGCAACGUGAAGGUUUGGUCCGACUUCCUCCGGAUCCACCUGCACCCUCGCACCGUCUCUGUCAUCCACCAGUACAACCACGACGGGGAGGCUCAUCGGCUGGAGGCCUUCGGCCAGGGAGAGGCUCUCCUGCAGGGGUCGGUGCUCGAGGAUCUGGAGGACAAGCUGCACUUCUUUGUGGAAGAGUGUGAUUACCUCCAGGGUUUCCAGGUGCUGUGCGACAUGGCUGAUGGCUUUGCAGGCCUGGGUUCAAAGGUCACAGAGAUGCUACAGGACUCGUACGGCGAUAGAGGCAUCCUGACCUGGGGGUUAGCACCCGUCAGUCACCCAGACUCGACUCCUAUGAAGGACAUCUACCACAUGUUGAACUGCACCUUAGCGACGACCCACCUGGCCAAUCACAGCUCCUUCUUCUGCCCGUUGACUCUGCGUGGUGGACUUGGCAGACGACCCUCCGCCCCCACAGCCUUCACUCACCUCAAUUAUGAUGCCUCACUGUGGUUCCACUCCAGCGCCGUCUUGGCUCUGGCCCUGGACGCCCUCACUGUGCCUUAUAGGCUGAGGGACAACAGCGUCCCCAUGUGGCAGGUGGCGGACGCGCUGGCCGUGUCGGGGAGAAAGGUGGUGGCCGCUUACGGUGCCGUUCCCUUUCCCAUGAUGCACGGCGGCUCUCUGCCCGACGCCCUGAGCGCCUGCCCAGAUGCUCUGCCCUGGAAACCUCUGUCGGCGUGCUCGGAACCAGGCGAUGGUCGAUGCUACAGCCAGUGGGCGAUGCUCAAAGGCUUCGAAGGCCAGAGACUAACCGGCAAUCAGGCUCCAGGGACUGAACCACCCUCUCCUCUGCACAGCCUCGACCACGGGGAAGACGUCCUGACGUCCUACAUCAGAUCGUUCUAUCCUACAGCUCCUCUCGCCCUGCAGCUGGUGUCUUCUCCCAGCAAGCUGACGCCACCAUUCCCUCAGAUUUUCAGCCAGUCCGUCAGUCCUCAAGGCUUCCUGCAGGACCAACACCCUCAACCAGGCUCUCCAGCCUCUGUGGUUUCGUCUGUACCCGUGUUGACGUCCCUCCAGUCCGGGCCGGCGCUCGGCACGUGGCUGUCGGAGCUUCACCGCGGUGCCAGCGCGUUUGACAUCCGCCGUGUGGCCCCGAGCUUCCUCUCCCAGGGGCCCGAGAUGGGCGACUACGAGGAGGCCCUGGAGCAGCUGCGCCUACUGGCUCGGUGUUACCGAGAUACCAGUGGUGGGGCGAAGCACUCUUCGUCUGAAGAGGAUGAUGAUGAUUGACAUGAACCGUUUCAUGAUGACGUCUCAUACUGACACGGGGAGAUGAAGAGGAGCCGUGCCUCCGGUUACUGAAGGACCAGGACUGAAUUACAGUCCUGGUCCUUACAAGCAGAAAGAGAUGGACGUUUGACUCAAGUGGAAAUAGACUGAUCAAACAAAGCUGCAGGAUGCAGAUGAGGGGAAAGUGAAUGAGUUCCUAAAAGGAGCGUGUGUUGGAUGUAGUGCCAUUCAAGUGUCAGGACUCAAUUUUAUCAAACUGAAGCUGGUGAACAUAAAGGCUUCAUAUUUUAGCUGGGUAUCAAAAUAUGUAUCGACUGGGAUUUGCUGCUGUAUGCUUAAGCUAGGAAGUAGUUUAAUGUCGUAAUGAAGCCGAUGAUACUGUAUUUUAUUGUCAGCACGAUAGUGUAUUUGAGACUAACAAAAUGAACUACGUUUCCAGUAAUUUAGGCAUGUUACCCAGCGCGAUGGUGUGGGUCGCUGAUGGUUUUUGGUCUUUCAUGGGAUCAUUGAUAUGAUAAAAAUAGAUCACCAGAUAAGGCUGGUCAGACACACCACUCCCAACUUGUUACUAUGUAAAACCACAGUAAUUGAAAAAUACCAAACCAGGUAAUGAUUUGCAUUAUUUGUUUGAGUAUUAACUGUCUGUACCCAAAAUGUGAGAAUACAAAGAGAUAAAGAACAAAUAAUAAAUCCCAGAAUCCUGUGUAGCCAGACAUGCAGAUGUCAACAUGCCUCCCUCACUAACUUUGAAUCCUUGGGAUGGCUGUGGCUCAGGAGGUCUCGAGUUGUCCACUAACCAUAAGAUCAAUGGUUCAGUCCUUGGGCAAGAGACAAGCCUUAAUUGCCUCUAAUGGCUGUGAAUGAUGUGAUAGAAAGCUGUACGUAAAACCACUGAAUAAAUGUGUGAGAACUGAGAA
This is a messenger RNA of Scophthalmus maximus (turbot), 2819 nucleotides long. It is a transcript of the gene msto1, whose product is annotated as misato mitochondrial distribution and morphology regulator 1. The record is from RefSeq and is a predicted model, not a curated record. NCBI's taxonomy places the organism in Eukaryota, Metazoa, Chordata, Actinopteri, Pleuronectiformes, Scophthalmidae. The transcript has 14 exons. Gene Ontology annotation, cellular component: cytoplasm. Gene Ontology annotation, biological process: mitochondrion distribution. The coding region runs from base 133 to 1902 and encodes 589 amino acids.